Pleuronectes platessa (European plaice) is the source of this 1925-nucleotide messenger RNA. It is a transcript of the gene mmp23bb, whose product is annotated as matrix metallopeptidase 23bb. Gene Ontology annotation, cellular component: extracellular matrix. Gene Ontology annotation, biological process: collagen catabolic process; extracellular matrix organization; proteolysis. Bases 253 to 1308 code for a protein of 351 amino acids. The record is from RefSeq and is a predicted model, not a curated record. The transcript has 8 exons. Gene Ontology annotation, molecular function: zinc ion binding; metalloendopeptidase activity. NCBI's taxonomy places the organism in Eukaryota, Metazoa, Chordata, Actinopteri, Pleuronectiformes, Pleuronectidae.
CUCCGGAACAGAGACACUCCGGGAAGUUUCUUCAGUUCAGUUCGGAGCCGAACUCAGGGACCGGGUCCCGACUGCGAUCCACCCGAGUCAUCAGGUCCUGACUCAGAGGACAGAGGACACACGGACCCGGGACGGUUCGGGUCUUUUUUACUUUUUUCUCUCGCUCCGAUCUGGCGCGCGGAGGUUUUACGCGUAACCAGGUCGGUUCCUUUGGACCGUGAAUCCUGUGUAGGUUCUAAUCCAGUUCUCAUCAUGGACCCGGUUCAGCUGCUGCUGCUGCUGCUGAUGAUGAUGAAGGUUGUUUGUUCUCAGAUGUGCUGCAGCAGAGCCACGGAGCUGAGAAACAAACGUUACACUGUGAAUCCUCUGGGACACAAGUGGACUCACUACAACAUCACCUACAGAAUCAUCAAGUUUCCGAACACUCUGAACGUGGAGGACACUAAGAAGGCCAUCAGCAUCGCCUUCACCAAGUGGAGCGACGUCUCUCCUCUGACCUUCUCAGACGUUUCUGAAGGCAACGCCACGGCCGACAUCACCAUCGGUUUCUACACCUUCAACCACACUGACUGCUGGUGGGCUCCUCUACACCCCUGCUUCGACGGCCUGAACGGAGAGCUGGCUCACGCUUUCCUGCCGCCGCGAGGAGAGAUCCACUUUGACAACCACGAGUUCUGGAUCCUCGGCAAGUCCAGAUUCAGCUGGAAGCAAGGUGUGUGGCUGAACGACCUGGUUCAGGUGGCGGCUCAUGAGAUCGGUCACGCUCUCGGCCUGUGGCACUCCAGAGACCCUCAGGCGCUGAUGCAUCCCAACGCCACCUACACCGGGCAGAGGAACAUCGCUCAGGACGACGUGUGGGGCAUCCAGAGACUCUAUGGUUGUCUGGAUAAGAAGCGAGUCUGUGAUCCGUGGGCUCGACUCGGCUUCUGUGAGCGGAGGAAGACCUUCAUGAAGAAGAACUGUCCUCAGCGCUGUGACCUCUGCUACGAGCCUCUGGAAGCAGUUACCACACCGACUCCGUCUCCAGCCAACUUCAAGAUCAAGAUGGUUCCCAGAGGGAAGGUGGUGGGUUUCCGCUGUGGAACCAAAAACUCUCGCUCUCCGCCCAAAGUCAGCUGGUUUAAAGACGGAGAACAGAUCCUCGCCUCCGUCCCCGGCUACAUCGUCUUGAAGGACCGAGACCUUCGCAUUAUAGCCAAUGAGUUCAACGAGGGUGUUUACACCUGUCGCAUCCAUCGACGCGGGGAAAUCGUAUCUGCCAACUCCUGGGCCAUCCGACUAAAACCAGAGCAGCCGUCUAACAGCUGAGGAACCAACACGAUGAGCCAGGUUUAUAUUAGAGGAGACGACUCACUACGAUAUGACAGAAAGUCCCCAAAAGGUUUUUCCCUCUGCAAACCAACAGAACGAGGUUCAGUUUGAUCCAGACCCAGAACUCCUGUUCUGCUCUGAGGAACCUUCACACCUGAUGUCUGGACUGAGCUGAAGAGUCUGGAGCUCUGAACCAAACCAGGUGUGAGAGAGUGAAGCCUGAGGCUCCAACAUUGAAUCGAUAUAUAGAUUUAUAAAGAUGGACAACAUGUCUCCAUUUCCUCCUUCUCCCUCAGAUAUGGGCGCCGCCAUCUUGACCUGGUGACGUCAGAACGUUUGAUCGAAUGAAUUUGAUCAUUUCAUAGUUUUAGUUAGCGCCCCCCCACCAGUAAUGUAUAUGACAUGUUUGUAUUGUAAGUCAUGUGACAGCAGCUCUGACGUCUUAUUGAAUCUUUUAUUUUUCAGUUGCUCACAUUGUUUGUGGCGUCUCUCUUCUUCUUCACUGACGUUCUAAAAACAUAGUCCUGUGUGUGACACUGAUUUACCCAUAAUGCACUACUGAGUUUAUUGCAGAGGAACAUGAUGCCAUGAAUUAAAAUAAAUUCAGUUUCUAA